CUUCAUUUCAUCUUGGUCUGUUUUCUCUGCCGGAAAUGGCUGCUGCGACUCCCAAAGGAGACUCCGGCGAAGAUUCCUCCACGGCGAAUUUAUCAUUGAAUUUCGGGACUCCGGAGGCAUUGGAGCACGUGCGCAAGCUCACUGAUGUGGGAGCCAUGACUCGUCUUCUCCAUGAGUGCAUCGCCUACCAACGGGCCAUAGAUCUCGAACUGGAGACCGUUCUUUCCCAGCGCUCCGAUCUCGACAAGCAGCUUUCCGGCUUGCAAAAAUCCGCUCAAGUUCUCGACAUUGUCAAGGCGGAUUCCGAUCACCUCCUCUCCAACGUUGGCUCUACUUCCCUCCUUGCCGAUCAGGUCAGUGCCAAGGUCCGCCAGCUCGAUCUCGCCCAAUCUCGCGUCAAUGAUACCCUCCUUCGCAUCGACGCCAUUGUCCACCGCUCCAACUGCCUCGACGGUGUCCAAAAAGCCCUCGAUUCUGAGGAUUUUGAAUCCGCUGCCAACUAUAUCCAGUCCUUCCUCCAGAUCGACGCCAAGUACAGGGACUCCUCCGGUUCUGAACAGAGAGAGCAACUCCUCGCCUCCAAGAAGCAACUCGAAGCCAUUGUCCGCCGGAGACUGGCUGCUGCGGUUGAUCAGCGGGACCACCCCACUGUUCUACGAUUCAUCCGUCUCUACUCACCGCUGGGACUGGAGGAGGAAGGCCUGCAGGUGUACGUGGGCUAUCUGAAAAAGGUUAUUGCAAUGAGAUCUCGACUCGAAUUUGAGCAAUUAGUGGACAGUAUGAGCGACCUCAACCAGCAAGCGCAACCCCCGAAUCAAAAUCCGCUUAAUUUUGUGGCUUCUUUGACAAAUCUUUUCAAAGACAUUGUAUUGGCUAUAGAAGAAAAUGAUGAAAUUUUGAGGAGCUUAUGCGGAGAGGAUGCCAUUGUUUAUGCCAUUUGCGAGCUCCAAGAAGAGUGCGACUCUCGGGGUUCCAUGAUUUUGAAGAAGUACAUGGAAUAUAGAAAAUUAGCCAUAUUGACUUCAGAGAUUAAUUCUUACAAGAGCAAUCUGCUUUCAGUGGGAGUUGAAGGGCCAGACCCUAGGGAGAUAGAAAUAUAUUUGGAGGAGAUAUUGUCUUUGGCUCAGUUGGGUGAGGAUUACACAGAGUACAUGGUUUCAAAGAUUAGUGGUUUGAGUUCUGUUGAUCCUGAACUAGGUCCUCGAGCCACCAAAGCUUUUAGGAGUGGUACUUUCAGUAAAAUUGUUCAGGACAUCACUGGUUAUUAUGUUAUAUUGGAGGGGUACUUCAUGGUUGAAAAUGUUAGGAAAGCUAUAAAGAUAGAUGAGCAUGUGCUUGAUUCUCUCACGACUUCCAUGGUGGACGAUGUAUUCUAUGUUCUUCAGAGUUGUUGUCAAAGAUCUAUAUCUACUUCAAAUAUCAAUUCUGUGAUUGCUGUUUUAAGCAGCGCGGUGAGUUUGUUGGGUGGCGAGUACAGUGAGGCUUUGCAGCAGAAGACUAGGGAGCCUAAUCUUGGUGCAAAGUUGUUCUUGGGUGGAGUUGGUGUGCAAAAGACUGGUACAGAGAUUGCCACAGCUUUGAACAACAUGGAUGUGAGUAGUGAGUAUGUGCUAAAACUACGCCAUGAGAUUGAAGAGCAAUGCACAGAGGCAUUUCCUGCUCCUGCCCAUAGAGAGAGAGUUAAAUCUUGCGUAUCUGAAUUGAAUGAAAUGAGCAAUAGUUUCAAGAAAGCCUUGAAUGUUGGAAUGGAACAACUUGUGAGUACAGUGACACCUCGAAUUCGACCAGUGUUAGAUAAUGUGGCAACCAUCAGCUAUGAAAUCUCUGAGGCAGAAUAUGCUGAUAAUGAGGUGAAUGACCCAUGGGUUCAAAGGCUUCUUCAUGCUGUAGAGAGCAAUGUAGCCUGGCUCCAGCCGUUAAUGACUGCCAAUAAUUAUGAUACAUUCAUACAUUUGGUCAUUGACUUUAUUGUUAAAAGGCUGGAAGUGAUAAUGUUGCAAAAGAGAUUCAGUCAACUUGGAGGCCUGCAACUUGACAGAGAUGUUCGGGCACUGGUCAGUCAUUUCUCUGGCAUGACCCAGAGGACUGUUAGGGACAAAUUCGCUCGACUUACCCAGAUGGCGACUAUACUGAAUUUAGAGAAGGUCUCAGAGAUUCUGGAUUUCUGGGGUGAAAACUCAGGACCCAUGACAUGGAGACUAACUCCAGCUGAAGUCAGAAGAGUGUUGGGACUAAGGGUUGACUUUAAGCCUGAAGCAAUUGCUGCUCUCAAAUUAUAAUAGCUCCUUUGCUAUGGCUUCUUCAUUCAUUCCCUCUCACUUCUUUUAUCACUCUAGUU
This is a messenger RNA of Ipomoea triloba (trilobed morning glory), 2338 nucleotides long. Its product is annotated as conserved oligomeric Golgi complex subunit 4. The record is from RefSeq and is a predicted model, not a curated record. NCBI's taxonomy places the organism in Eukaryota, Viridiplantae, Streptophyta, Magnoliopsida, Solanales, Convolvulaceae. The transcript has 2 exons. The coding region runs from base 36 to 2279 and encodes 747 amino acids.